Colletotrichum acutatum is the source of this 573-nucleotide messenger RNA. RefSeq lists its product as uncharacterized. The transcript is spliced from 3 exons. The coding region runs from base 1 to 573 and encodes 190 amino acids. NCBI's taxonomy places the organism in Eukaryota, Fungi, Ascomycota, Sordariomycetes, Glomerellales, Glomerellaceae. The record is from RefSeq and is a predicted model, not a curated record.
AUGAGGAAACCAAAGGGUCCAAGUCUGCACCCGCGCCAAGCAGGUACCACGCUUCAUGCUUAUGGUUGGCGUUGGCAAAAGUUCCUCGAACCUUUCAGGAAGCGAGUACGGAUACUCGAGCCUAUCACCAAGCAAGGCGACAAGGUUCGUACGGACGCUACCCUACCUCGCGGCUUGGUACAGUACGACGGUGCAAGAGCGGGCAGUAGUGGUGGACUUGUCCAUAGUCCAUGGUCGGCUCAGCCUGCCAUCGCCUACGGGUACUGUGCGGGAACAUCGCACCCUGACAUUCCGGUGCCCACGUUCCUUUGUCCCACGCACUACGCACUGCUCCGCGCACUCUCGAAGCCUGGUCCAGGCCCGCUGCUAAUCACCCAUCUACCAACCACUUUCCCUGUAUCUCUUCGUAGAGGGAGCAAACAUGUGUUUCUCGGCUUCAACGUUUACUGCAUUCCUGUGCCGCCUCCAGCACAUAUCGAUGACUACGUCUUGGACCCUGGAAUGGAGCCGUUGAAUGAUAACCGUCCUUGUCUGUUGUCUCGCUGGCGUCGACAUCUUUCCAGCCGCGCUUGA